Xyrauchen texanus (razorback sucker) is the source of this 5746-nucleotide messenger RNA. Its product is annotated as inositol polyphosphate-4-phosphatase type I A-like. The transcript has 24 exons. Gene Ontology annotation, molecular function: phosphatidylinositol-3,4-bisphosphate 4-phosphatase activity. The record is from RefSeq and is a predicted model, not a curated record. Bases 146 to 3235 code for a protein of 1029 amino acids. Gene Ontology annotation, cellular component: cytoplasm. NCBI's taxonomy places the organism in Eukaryota, Metazoa, Chordata, Actinopteri, Cypriniformes, Catostomidae.
CAAAGGAGCAAAAGUGUCAAAGCGCUGGAAUUUGGCAACAGAGAUUCGCGGGCAUCGCAACUCUGCUGACGGCAGUAUGGAUUGACAGAGCGCCCCACUGAGAUAUAAGAGGGGUGGAAACAGCCACAGGAGUGUGUGCUUGCCUAUGUGUGUGGAUUUCCACCACUCGUUUUACUCUGACUUCAACACACACACACACAAACACCCUGCCACAAUGUCACGGAGGGAACGGCCAUGGUCCGUGUACAGGGCAAACACUCUAGAUCUUGCCUCAGAGAUGCUUGGACUGGCACUGGAAGGAAACAGCCAAGACCCCGAUGAGCCAGUACUAGAGUUCAGUCUUGUGUGCAGUGAGCUGACCACACCAUCUCUGGACCGGAAACCCAACAGUUUUGUCGCUGUGAGCUGUACCACACCCCCUCAGGCUUUCUGGACCAAACAUGCACAGACAGAGAUCAUUGAGGGUACAAAUAAUCCCAUGUUCCUCAGCAGCGUGGCAUUUUUCCAGGACUCCCACAUUAACCAGCACACACAAGUCAAACUCUCUGUAUACGAUGUAAAAGAUCGCUCCCAAGGAACGAUGUACCUUCUUGGCUCAGCGAUGUUCCCAGUAAAAGAGCUUCUGCAGGAAAAGAACCACAGACUUGACUUGCCUCUCAGGUCAGCAGAAAAUAAGCAUGUGGGUAGUAUUACAGUCAUUGCCUGGCAGCUAGAGGAGAAGAGAGAUCACCAGACACCAAUCAAACAACUGCAAGACACCAUCAACGGCAGGACUGUCCUUUCUGUGGAUGAGAGUCUGACAGAGUCUGUGGGAGUCAGAGCAAAAUAUGCUUCGCUUUGGAAAGACUCCUUUCUACGAUCCGUAUUUGGUGGCACAAUGUCUCGCAUGUACCGUUUCCCCACAACCGAUGGGAAUCAUUUACGGAUCCUGGAGCAGAUGGCUGAGAGCAUCCUGUCGCUCAACAUCCCACGACAGUUCGUAAAACUCUUGCUGGAUGAGGAUUCUGCCAGGGUAUCUGAGCUGGAAGAGCUGGGCGAGUUAUCUCCGUGUUGGGAGAAUCUUCGCCGGCAGAUCGUGACGCAUUAUCAGAGCAUCCUUCUGACCUAUCAGGGCACACUCACGGACUUGCAGGAUUACAAAGGUCCAUCAUUCAAAGCCAGUAAUCUGAAAGCAGAGAGGAAGUUAGAAUUUAUGCCCACCAACCUUCAUGUGCAGAGAAUGAGGGUUCAGGACGAGUCUGCCUUUGAUCACACUUAUGAUGUGGUGACGAUAGGGGCCCCUGCAGCUCACUGCCAGGGCUUCAAAAGUGGUGGUUUGCGGAAACUCCUCCAGAAAUUCGAGGAGGCAAAGAAACUCAUUUAUGAGGAGGAAUGCUGUGCUCUCUCCAGCUCCCAAUCCAUCGUCUAUAUCCCUCAGGAUAUUGUUCGUGCCAAAGAAAUCAUCUCCCAUAUCAACACACUCAAGACUCAGGUCAGCUACUACGCUGAGCGCCUGUCCCGCUUUGCAAAGGAGCGUUCUGCUAACGGCAUGGAGAGAACCCUUGCCAUCCUGGUGGAUAAGACACGACAGCUGGUGAUGGUGUGUGACUGUAAGCUGCUAGCAUCUGCAGUGCAAGCCCUGAACGCAGCUAGACCUGAGUACAUCGCCUCUAAAAACUCCCCAUCGGCUGACUCAGAGCAGGUGAUGCUGAGGAAUGAUCAGGACACUCUGCUGGCCAAAUGGAGUGGCAGAAACAGUCGCUCAUCUCUUCAUGUUGAUUGGCAUGAGGAAGAGUGGGGAAAGGUGUGGGGGAAUGUUGACAAAAGUCUGGAGUGUAUAAUCCAGCGCGUGGACAAGUUGCUGCAGAGGGACCGACUGCAGAGCAGCAGCAGUGAGGACAUGUUUCAGGCUGACCAGCAGGGCGGCGCCAGUAAGAAAGGUAACAUGAGAAAACAAGCCUUCUGGAUCAACCCUGUCUGCGUGGAGGAGUCUUCCUCAGUCCCUGAACCACAACAACAGUCACCCUCCCCAUCAUCAUCAUCACCAUCUUCAUCCUCACCACCUAAUCUGAACCCUGCAUGCCACACUAGUGCAGAUUCACAUGCAUAUGGCAACAGCAGCAGUGGAGAGGAAAGUUACCCAGGUGAGUGGAGUGAGGCCCUUUAUCCCCUGUUAACGACUCUGACGGAGUGUGUGGCCAUGAUGAGUGACAAAGCCAAGAAGUCGAUGGUUUUCUUGCUCAUGCAAGACAGCGCACCCACCAUCGCUAUGGACCUCAGCCUGCAGUACCGCCGAGAUGUGGUCUUCUGUCAGACACUCACAGCACUUAUUUGUGGCUUCAUCAUUAAACUGAGAAACUGUCUUCGUGAUGAUGGCUUCCUGAGACAGCUCUACACCAUCGGUCUGCUUGCUCAGUUUGAGUGUCUAUUAAGUACUUACGGAGAGGAGUUAGCCAUGUUAGAGGACAUGAGUGUAGGAAUAAUGGAUCUCCGGAACGUGACGUUUAAGAUGACGCAGGCCAUCUCUACCUCUUCCCCUGACAUGCUGCCGGUGAUCACGGGAAAUCGCGAUGGGUUUAACGUUCGCAUUCCACUCCCGGGAAGCAUGUUUGACGCAUUGCCAAGGGAGAUUCAGAGUGGCAUGCUGCUGCGGGUACAGCCGGUGCUGUUCAACGUGGGCAUCAACGAGCAGCAAACACUCGCUGAGAAGUUUGGAGACACAUCUCUUCAGGAACUCAUCAACGUGGAGAGUCUGGCGCGACUAAGUUCUUACUACCAGCAAUUCAAGGAAGUUUUACCAGAGGACUGUCUUCCAAGCUCUCGAAGUCAGACGUGUCUCCCAGAGCUGUUGCGGUUCCUUGGUCAGAAUGUUCAUGCUAGGAAAAAUAAAAAUGUAGACAUCUUGUGGCAGGCUGCAGAGAUUUGUCGGCGACUAAACGGAGUGCGUUUCACCAGCUGUAAAAGUGCGAAGGACCGCACUGCCAUGUCAGUGACUCUGGAGCAGUGUCUGAUCCUGCAGCACGAGCACAGUAUGGCCCCACAGGUGUUCACACAGGCCCUCGACUGCAUGCGCAGCAUUGGGACCAGGGAAGGGGUUACUCAGAAGAACCUGAGCGGCUUAUUGCCUGUACGUGACUUCAGGCUGGACCCCAGUCUGCUCUACUCGCUGCCCCUUCUGGCCCUGAGCCCAAACCUGCUCAUCGUUUGGGUGUUCCUCAGCAUAGCCUAUCUGCUGGCCAAACUCCGCUGCAGCUGAGCCUAAGAUCCCCUUUUAACAGUCUUCAUGGCCCGCUUUACACCUGGCAUUAAUGUGCGUUUUUUUUCUCCGGAAAUAACGCUUUAAGCAACCUGCGGAAAUGGACCGCGAACGAGAGGAUUUGGGGAGGGAAAUAAGAGAUGCGUCCAUGUGCGUUCCUGUUGAAUGGGGCACAGCAGUCUGGUUCCAGAAGUAAAAAUCACAUCAUUUUUUGUUUUUUUUCCAAAAGGGGAUUUGGUUAUUGCAAUACAAUCCAUUUUGAGUGAGAAAAAGCCCAAAAUGUUACCUUUUUCACUUUAAAUGUCUUGGCGCAUGCACAGAGCACCUCUGAAUGAUGCAAUCGGGUCGGUCACCCUGCAGAAACUAUGCAUGAAUGUGCACAUUUUUAUAUUUUGCAAUAUACUUUAAACUGAUUCUGUACUUGUAAUUGACAACUUUAAACCUCCUGUGGUAUUGAAAAAGGGCACCUCCCUUUGGUAUUUGCAGUCAUUUUUGACCGGAUGGGAUAGAUGUGUAAUCCUUUUUUUUUAUAUGAUAAUGAUACCAAAUUUUCUUCCCUGAAGUACGAACAAGACAAUUAUGCAUUUCUUUGGGGAUUUUAUGCAUUUUUGAUCUUAUGUACAUUCAUUUUCAUAUACAAAUAAGCAUUUUUUGAAAAAUUUUAAAAUGAAUUGCUGCCAUCUGGUGAACAAAGUAUAAAUAACAUGACUUGAAAAGCUAACACCAAUAGAUGUCUGUUCAUACUGUGUAGUCGGAUGGCUUGUGGUAACCUAACUUUAUAUCUGAUCACAAGAUAUGCUUUUUUAUAUAUAUUUAGACAUUACCAAACUAUUAUUUAUCAAAGUUUAGCAUUUUAAAUUUGAUUUGAAGUGUCAGUUUUUGCAGUUAGUGUCAUUAUGCUGCAGUCAAACCUGACCAUGAUGUUACAAAGAGAAAUCACAGAAUAAAUAUUUUCUACCAAUAAUUUUUUCAAACAUAAAAAUUUUAAAUCUGAAAGUAAAUAUAUAAUAAUGUAAAUAAAAGGAACAUCAUGAACAUCACUCAUGUGAGUGUGUGUGUGUGUGUGUGUGUGUGUGUGUGUGUGCGUGUGUGUGUGUGCGUGUGUGUGUGUGCGUGUCUGUGUGUGCGUGUCUGUGUGUGCGUGUCUGUGCAUGUGGGUGAUUGUGUGUGUGAGAGUGUGUGUGAGAGUGUGUGUGAGAGUGUGUGUGAGAGUGUGUGUGAGAGUGUGUGAGAGUGUGUGUGAGAGUGUGUGAGUGUGAGUGAGUGAGAGAGUGUGUGUGAGUGUGUGUGUGUGUGUGUGUGUGAGAGAGAGUGAGUGUGAGUGAGUGAGAGAGUGUGUGUGUGUGAGUGAGUGUGUGAGAGUGUGAGAGAGUGUGAGAGAGUGUGUGUGAGAGUGUGUGUGAGAGUGUGAGUGAGUGAGUGAGUGAGUGAGUGAGUGAGUGAGUGAGUGUGAGUGUGUGAGAGUGUGUGUGAGUGUGUGAGAGUGUGUGUGUGAGUGAGAGAGUGUGAGUGAGUGAGAGUGUGUGUGAGUGUGUGAGAGUGUGUGUGUGAGUGAGAGAGUGUGAGUGAGUGAGAGUGUGUGAGUGUGUGAGAGUGUGUGAGAGUGUGUGAGAGUGUGUGUGUGUGAUAGUGAGAGUGUGUGAGUGUGUGAGAGUGUGUGAGAGUGUGUGAGAGUGUGUGUGUGUGAGAGUGUGUGUGAGAGUGUGAGUGAGUGAGAGUGUGUGUGUGUGUGUGAGAGAGUGUGUGUGAGAGUGUGAGUGAGUGAGUGAGUGAGUGUGUGUGAGUGAGUGAGUGUGAGUGAGUGUGUGUGAGUGAGUGUGUGUGAGUGAGAGAGUGUGAGUGAGUGAGAGUGUGUGUGUGUGUGAGAGAGAGUGUGUGUGAGAGUGUGAGUGAGUGAGUGAGUGUGUGUGAGUGAGUGAGUGUGAGUGAGUGUGUGUGAGAGAGUGUGUGUGAGAGUGUGAGUGAGUGAGUGAGUGAGAGUGUGUGUGAGUCAGUGUGUGUGAGUCAGUGUGUGUGAGUGAGUGAGUGAGUGAGUGAGUGAGUGUGUGUGAGUGAGUGUGUGUGAGUGAGUGUGUGUGAGAGUGUGUGAGAGUGUGAGUGUGAGUGUGAGUGUGAGUGUGAGUGUGAGUGUGAGUGUGAGUGUGUGUGUGUGUGAGAGUGUGAGAGUGUGUGAGUGUGUGUGAGUGUGUGUGAGAGUGUGUGAGAGUGUGAGUGUGUGUGAGUGUGUGUGAGAGUGUGAGUGUGUGUGAGUGUGAGAGUGUGUGAGUGUGUGUGAGAGUGUGUGAGAGUGUGAGUGUGAGUGUGUGAGAGUGUGAGAGUGUGUGAGUGUGUGAGUGUGUGUGAGAGUGUGUGAGUGUGUGAGAGUGUGAGAGUGUGAGAGUGUGAGAGUGUGUGUGUGUGUGUGUGUGUGUGUGUGUGUGUGUGUGUGUGUGUGUGUGCACCCUGUAAUGUUUGUCUUUUUUUCUGCAUUGUGGCUGAUUUAUUGAUUGUAUUUGACAGAUCAUAAAGAAA